AUGAAAACAAAUGUGACUUUGAAAGGAAUCGAACAGGGAUAUAUUCAGCUGCGUGUUGUUGCCAAAACGGCAGUAUUUACACUGCAGAUGCUUUAUGUUGUAUUGUGGGCAGCUCUUCCUAGCGGCAUCUUAGCACUAAUCAGCGAUCUUAACUGCACACGUGUAGAUAUAAUGCCAGGAGCUGCAGUGAAAAUUGUGUAUACCGAAAAAGCUGUAAUAUGCGGAAAUAAACUACCUGACGACUAUUGCGAAAAAAUAAUGAAUGCGGCAGCGAUGAAGGUGAUGGCGGGUGUGGAUACUGACAGACCCGACCAUUGUUUCAAGGUAAAUCCUUACUUUGUCGCUUUUUUGCAGUACACAAAGUAG
This is a messenger RNA of Strongylus vulgaris, 366 nucleotides long. Lineage: Eukaryota; Metazoa; Nematoda; Chromadorea; Rhabditida; Strongylidae. The record is from the annotation of a GenBank genome assembly.